This is a messenger RNA of Condylostylus longicornis, 1322 nucleotides long. It is a transcript of the gene Bem46, whose product is annotated as protein ABHD13. The coding region runs from base 141 to 1160 and encodes 339 amino acids. Gene Ontology annotation, cellular component: membrane. Gene Ontology annotation, molecular function: palmitoyl-(protein) hydrolase activity. The transcript is spliced from 8 exons. Lineage: Eukaryota; Metazoa; Arthropoda; Insecta; Diptera; Dolichopodidae. The record is from RefSeq and is a predicted model, not a curated record.
AGUAAACAUACCAAAGUAUUAUAAAAUCUGCAAAUUUGGAAAUAAAAUUAGUCGUUUUAAAAUUAAAUUUUUUAAAUUAAUAUUUCCAUAAUGAUUUGAUGCAUAAAUAUUAGUAUUAAUAAAAAGCCAAUAAAAAUAUAAUGUUAGGAGAAGACUGGAAAAUUACCAAAGUUUUAAGUGGGAUAGCAAAACGAUUGUGGGCUGGAGCUGGAGCAGCAAUUUUAAUAACAUUCGUAUUUUAUUGUUUUUAUGGAGCUCUCAUAGCCUUUUCUUUAUUCGGAUUUGCUGUCUUAGCUAUUUUAUAUAAUGCACAAGAUCAUCUGUUGUAUCAUCCAGAAUUACCAAGUAAUUCACGUAUAUAUGUUCCGAUUCCAACAAUGCAUAAUUUGCCACAUGAGACAAUUUCAAUAAAGACUACUGACAAAAUCACUCUUCAUGCCUUUUGGAUACGACAACCAGAAGAAAGAUCAAAAUUUGUACCUACUGUUAUAUAUUUUCACGGGAAUGCAGGAAAUAUGGGACACAGAUUACAAAAUGUUUGGGGAAUAUAUUAUAAUUUACAUUGUAAUAUUUUAAUGGUUGAAUAUCGAGGUUAUGGUUUAUCGACGGGCUCCCCAACGGAAAAAGGAUUAUGUAAUGAUGCAAGAGCGGCAGUUGAUUAUUUAUAUACACGUGAUGAUUUAGAUAAUAGUCAAAUUAUAUUAUUUGGACGUUCGUUAGGUGGUGCAGUUGUUAUUGAUGUAGUCUCCGAUUAUGCGUAUCAUAAUCGUAUUAAAGCUAUGAUAGUAGAAAAUACUUUUACAAAUAUUCCUGAGAUGGCUUUAAGGUUAUUGCAUCCUUAUGUGAAAUAUAUUCCUACAUUAUUUUAUAAAAAUCAGUAUAAUUCACUAAAAAAAAUUAAAUCCGUUACAAUGCCAUGUCUAUUUAUAUCUGGAUUAGCAGAUACACUAGUGCCACCAAGAAUGAUGAGACAAUUAUAUAAUGAUUGCGAAAGUAAGAAGAAACGUCUUAUUGAAUUAAGUGGGGGAUCCCAUAACGACACUUGGAUAUGUGCAGGUUACUAUCAAGCAAUUGCGAAUUUUUUAGAUAUGUGUCGUAAUGAACCAUGUCAAAAAGCGCCUGAAAAAGUAGAUGUAUGGAAAAAUGUUCAAGAAGUUUAGCAUUAAAAUAUAAUUUUAGCCUAAAUAUAAUAUUUUUAUUUUUAUUAAUAAUCUUAGUCCAAAUAAAAUAACAUGCGGUUUUGAAAAACUGUUGUUGUAUAAGAUAAAUUAAAAAUUAUACGAAACAUAACAAAAAAAUAUUUAUUAAAAUAUUUUGAAACU